Linum trigynum is the source of this 3838-nucleotide messenger RNA. Lineage: Eukaryota; Viridiplantae; Streptophyta; Magnoliopsida; Malpighiales; Linaceae. The record is from the annotation of a GenBank genome assembly.
CGUAAAUCCGUGUCUCUUCUCUCUCGUAUUCGUGUGUUCGUAUAAUUAACCUGGUAUCAGAGCCUUCUGUGACCGAGAGGUCUUGUGUUCGAUUCCCGGUGACCCCCAUUUGUGAAGCACAUGAUAUUCUUGUCUUCAGACCUGUGCAAACUUCAAGCCCUUGUGAGUGGCUUUCGUUUGAGGGGGCGUGCUAGUAUUGUGGUAUAUGAUCAACGAUUGAACCUCUCCCAACAACUCGAGUUAUUGGGACCAACUGAUUCUUGACAUGGCCGUCGCUCUGAGAUGAUCAAUGAUAAAUGAAAUCCCUUUCUUUUCUCUCUACGAACGAUUUGAAAAAAACCUUAACAGUUUGCAGUUUCAAACCGCAACCGCGCGGUUUGGAAGCGACCGACCGCUAAACCGUUAACCGUUUUAUGAGCAAACCACAUUCAGACCGCAAUCUUAUUGGUGCGGUUUGGAUUGACCGUAAAUGCGGUUUGGUACGGUUUGGUGCGGUUCGGUCAAACCAAUGUCCACCCCUACUUCCCAGGUUCUCUUCUUCUUUUUUUAUUCGGACAACAACUAUACAUUUUUUUCACUUGCAGGUUUAGCAUUGUAAUUGUUACCCUGCUAAAUGGGUAUAAACGGGUAGUUUGGGUACCCGUUAUCCGUCCCGUACGGGUAACGGGUACCCGUUAACCUUUAUGGGUUUGGGAGAUGGGAUGGACUUUGCUCUCUAAACGGGAUUGGGUACCCGUUUCAAACGGAACGAGUAUUUCGUCCCGUCCCGUUGCACACCCCUACUGACCAUCUAAGAUAAUGGUCAAAUUUUGGGUUUGGUCAAUUUCAUAAUUUUGGUGCAUAAUUAAGGCCAUCAAAUUAUAGAUAAAAAAAAAUUGAAUAUAUUAAUAAAAAAAGACAGAGAGAAAAAAGAUAACCAAAAUAAGUCAGAAGCCUCCAGAAAGUCUGCCGAAGACGAAAGAAAAAUUAAUAAGGAUUUGGGUAAUGGAGGUGCGACUCUGUGAAUCUAUUCUCCCACCAUAAUAAUGGCAUUUCUUCUGCAUUCAGCGGCAGCAACCAAGACAGCCAUAGCAGCCUCUGCUCUUCUUACUCCUACAGCUUUCACUCUCUUUCCGUCCCCAAGUACCAAAACCCUCAAACCUACUUUCAUUUCAUUCUCUUCUUCUUCUUCCACCUCCUUUGCUUUCUCUCCGGCUCCUUUUAGCCUUCUCAAUCAUCGGACGCAGCCUCUCACUGCCGUCACCAUGGACGCACCCACCUCCGAUCACAACCAACCAACCUCUCAGGAAAAUGGCGACUUGCUCCCUGACCUUCUUACGGAAUUCAUGGUGGAUAUGAGCUGUGAAGGGUGUGUUAAGUCAGUGAAGAACAAGUUGCAGACUUUGAAAGGCGUAAAGAAUGUGGAAGUGGAUUUAAGCAAUCAAGUGGUUAGGGUUCUUGGCUCUUCGUCUGUGAAGGAGAUGACUGAAGCUUUGAAGCAAACCAGUCGAAAUGCCCGACUAAUCGGCCAGGGAGUUCCUGAAGACUUUUUGGUGUCUGCUGCUGUUGCGGAAUUCAAAGGCCCAGAUAUCUUUGGAGUAGUUCGCUUUGCUCAAGUGAACAUGGAAUUAGCUAGGAUUGAAGCCAAUUUCAGUGGGUUGUCACCUGGAAAACACGGAUGGUCCAUCAACGAGUUCGGUGACCUCACAAAUGGUGCAGCCAGCACAGGAAAGGUGUUUAAUCCUCCAAAUGAGAGCUCUGGAAACGAGCCGCUUGGUGACCUGAGAACAUUAGAAGCCGAUGAGAAGGGGAAUGCCUUCUUCUCUGGUGCCAAACAAAAGCUACGCGUCGUUGAUCUGAUUGGCAGAUCUGUAGCAGUGUACGAAACCGAAGACAAAUCAGAUGCAGGCUUGACAGCAGCUGUCAUUGCUAGAAGUGCUGGAGUCGGAGAGAACUACAAAAAGCUAUGCACUUGUGAUGGAACAACCAUUUGGGAAUCUAGUGAUAAAGAUUUUGUGGCGAGCAAAGUCUAAUGAAAAAUGCCGUCGUGCAGCUCUUUUGUAUGAUUUCUGUAUCUUUCACUUGCCAGGUUUACAACACUUGCGAUAUCGUUUACACGAUGUGUACAAGUGCAAUGGAGGCCUAUUUAGGCUUGCCUUGCCAACUAUAGAUCUAUAAUAAACCGUUGAUGGCUCAUUUGGUGUAUCAAGGUCUGGAAGGAUUGUACAGCAACAAACAACCAGGGAAUCAGGCCUCAAAGAGGCAACAAUCCAUGUUUCUUAGCGAUUUCAUAGAGGUCUAUGGCCAUCAAAGCCUUGGCAUCAGCCGUCACACGCCAGAGGGUAUGAGGUCGCCAUGGUCUCGUAGGCCAGUUUCUUUCCCUUGCAGCUGUGUGAUGACAUCUUUGUCAACGCUUCCUCUGUGAAGGAACAGGCUAAUUUCCUCAUCACAUCCACCCUCACAAUACACCCAAAAGAAGAAGGGCAGAGUCAGUAUGUCUACGUAUUUUAAAUGACACAAAAACAGGGAACAAAAGAAGUACGUCUUAACAUACAGGGGACGAUCAUGAGUAAGGGUUAAGGAUUUUCGGUGAUAAUAAUAUUGACUGUGUCAACUACAGCUCUCUGUGGAGUGUGUCGUAUUUCUUUCUACAUUAUUUUCGUGGUCUGAUUGACCUACCGAUAGGUGGAAAAAUCCUAAAGUACACUAGUUCUUAAAAAAAUCCUCAAAAUACAUAAAAUUUCAAAAUUACACAUGUUUGGCAUUCAUCGUUUUUGACAAACGCAGUGAAUAUAAUCACCGUGUUUGUCAAAACGGUGAAGACAUCACCGUUUAAGUUAAAAGCGGUUAAAACAUCACCAUCUUAGGAUAAAGCGGGGAACAUCUUCACCGCCUCAGGCUAAGGCGGUGAUUAUUUCCCACGUUUCCCAACCCUGGUAGGUGAAAAUUAGGUCACAACUACCUAAUGUUCACCGUUUGAGACAAACGCGGUGAUGUUGUUCACCGUUUAAGACAAAGGCGGUGAAAGGAAAAGCGACGCGGAUUGCUGACGCAAACAAACACGGGGUAUUCACCAUGUUUGUCCACGUCAGUGAUCCGCGUCGCUUCAUCGUGGCCUACAGAAACAGUUUAAUAUACACCGCGUUUCAGUAAAACGGUGAUCUGUUCACCGUUUGCCUCUAAAACGGUGAUUGACUCGCUCGUUGUUCACCGUGUUAGAGAAGAACGGAGAAUACGUGACCGUUUUUUUUCAACGGUGAAAUAUUCACCGUCUUUGUCAAAUGCGGUGAUAGUCUUCACUGCGUUUGUCAAAAACGGUGAAUGCCAAACAUAUGUACUUUGGAAAAAAAAUUUAUAACUUAUGUAUUUUGUGAAUUUUUUUAAGAACAUGUGUAGGUGGGAUUUUUUCCCGAUAGGUUCAUAACAUAAUUGUUUAACUUCUCACUUUGCCGCUCGAUUCCAAUUGUCGUAUUUUCCAGACAACAACCCCCUCUCUCUCAUCCACCAACAACCAAUUAUGUUAUCUUCUGAAACAAGAGCAUGCUCAUAUCAUGCUUUAUCACUCGAUUUUCCAUGAUUUAAUAAUGUGAAAUGAAGACUCACGGCAAUAUGCAACUCCCUAAAUGGUAUGAUUAUCAAUUGAUGUCAAAACCACCUUCAUUCUGGAUACUAUCUGCUAGGGUGUGGAAUGGUCCGGUUUGAUACGUAACAUGUGAAAAUUGCGGUCCAAUGAUAUAAGAGAUAUUAGAAUCAACGAUUGGACAAUGAUUGCACUCAUUAUAGUUUGAUCUGAUUUGAGUCGGUCUAAAUCAUAAUUCGUUUUUUUUGUCUUCAAUAUUUAUAAAAUUUGUGGGACAAA